GUGCUGUGAAGCCAUGGCAAUGAAGUUGAUUUGUUGUUGCUUUCUAGCAGCAGCCCUGCUUGGCGGUCUGGCUGAGGCUCAGUAUCCCCAGUUUUCUCAGAUUCCGCAAUAUAAAGCUCCGCCUUCACAAUCAGUUCAGCUGCCUCAGAGGCCAGACAAUCCCCCCAAAAAGAUUACUCUUCCUCCCCAGCCUCCUCCCCAGCCACUGCCUCCUCAGUAUUCCCAGACUACUCAGUAUUCCCAGACUACUCAGAAUUCCCAGACUAGUCAGAAUUCUAAGACUCCUCCGAAGUCCCAGACUACUCAGCAUUCCCAGACUUCUCAGCAUUCCCAGCAUGCUCAGAAGCCUCAACCUCCCGUGGACCCUGCUUUUCCGCCCGUAUUUCACACUUGUGAAGUGGCUGAGCAGUACAAGAUUCAGUGUGGUGCUCCCAGGAUCACCGGUUUAGAAUGCGAGGCCAUAAACUGCUGCUUCGAUGGACGCAUGUGUUACUACGGCAAAGCUGUGACUCUUCAGUGCACCAAGGACGCCCAGUUCAUCAUAGUGGUGGCCAGAGACGCUACCCUGCCCCACCUCGAUUUGGAGUCACUUUCUUUCCUUGGAAGUGGUCCGAACUGUGGCCCUGUUGGCGUCACCUCCGCUUUUGCCAUCUACCAGUUCCCUGUCACUGCCUGUGGCACUCUUGUGAUGGACGACAACGGCGCUGUAGUCUACGAAAACAGGAUGACCUCCUCAUACGAAGUGGCUGUUGGACCUUACGGAGCCAUUACCAGGGACAGCAGCUAUGAGCUACUUGUGCAGUGCAAAUAUAUUGGCACCACAGUUGCAGCUCUGGUGGUUGAAGUUAGUACUCUUCCUUCACCACUCCCAGUUGCAGCUCCUGGACCUCUGCGUGUGGAGCUCAGGCUGGGCAAUGGACGUUGUCUUACCAAGGGUUGCAAUGAAGAGGUGGUAGCCUACAGCUCCUUUUACCAGGAUGCCGACUACCCUGUCUCGAAGGUGCUCAGGGAUCCUGUUUACGUUGAGGUCCGAAUGCUGGAGAGGACUGAUCCCAACCUUGUCUUAACUCUGGGAAGAUGCUGGGCAACCAGUGACCCCUACCCUCACAGUCUUCCUCAGUGGGACUUGCUGAUUGAUGGCUGCCCUUACCGUGAUGAUCGUUACCAAACAACACUGGUCCCUGUGGAUUCCUCAUCAGGACUCGCGUACCCAUCUCACCACAGGCGAUUUAUUUUCAAGAUGUUCACUUUCGUAGCUAGGGGUGGACAGGAGCCCGUCAAGACUCCCGGCAAGACAGGAAAUGCAGAGCCAGAGGGUUUGAUUCCUCUCAGAGAAUCGGUGUAUAUCCACUGUGAUGCAGCUGUGUGCCAACCUUCUCUUGGAAAUACCUGUGAACCUAGAUGCUUCAGAAAGAAGAGAGAGAUUGUUGGGUCGGUCCAGAAAAACAUCCGACCGGAGACGACCUUGGUUAGCAGUGGAGGGAUUACCAUCACUGGCCCAAGUACUGAGUGACAACAUCCUGAUGAAACAUUCUUCUCUUGAAAUCUAUGCUCCUCAUACUUGCUUCAAGUAAAUCUGAACAACAACCUGCUGAA
This is a messenger RNA of Stegastes partitus (bicolor damselfish), 1596 nucleotides long. RefSeq names its product zona pellucida sperm-binding protein 4-like. NCBI's taxonomy places the organism in Eukaryota, Metazoa, Chordata, Actinopteri, Pomacentridae. The transcript is spliced from 8 exons. Gene Ontology annotation, molecular function: structural constituent of egg coat; acrosin binding. Gene Ontology annotation, cellular component: egg coat. The coding region runs from base 14 to 1513 and encodes 499 amino acids. Gene Ontology annotation, biological process: binding of sperm to zona pellucida; prevention of polyspermy. The record is from RefSeq and is a predicted model, not a curated record.